Lucilia cuprina (Australian sheep blowfly) is the source of this 715-nucleotide messenger RNA. RefSeq lists its product as uncharacterized. The record is from RefSeq and is a predicted model, not a curated record. The transcript is spliced from 2 exons. The coding region runs from base 67 to 708 and encodes 213 amino acids. NCBI's taxonomy places the organism in Eukaryota, Metazoa, Arthropoda, Insecta, Diptera, Calliphoridae.
UAAAAAGUGGAAUUUUUUGUAAAAUGUAUUGUUUUUCUUUUGAUCAUUCUUUGGGCCACCAACAAAAUGUGUGAUUUACCAGAAAAUUUACAAAUUAAACGUGAACCUUCACCACCUUCUACGCCUGAGGAUAAAUCUUCGCCCCAUAAUAUAAAGGCUAAGCUAAAUUUGCAUGUAAAACGUAGACUACAAGACUUCAGCCAAGCAAACACAUCAUUAGAGGAAACAUCAUACAAUAACAAAACACCACCCGAUAUUAAGCAAGAGCCUCAAAAACCUGAAACUACCCGACAAAAAAGACCUUAUCACAAAAGAACAGAUAAAAAUAAACACCUUACACCAACUUUGGAAGCCACCGCGACAACAAAUGUAACAGCCUCUACUGGACCACGCAAAUAUAAACAUAAAAUCAAGCAAAUUGUGGCCCACAAUGAUAGUCAAGAACAAAACGCCAGCACUAAUGCUGUUCCACCAGAAGAGCCCGUAGCAGUUGGUGGCAGUGGGCCUAAUAAUACAAUAACAUCUGGUGCUCUAAGUGCUGGAGAUGAAGAUGAGAUAGGUCAUGAUGCAGAUUUAAAGGCGGUUAGAGAAAAGGAGAAAUGCCCCGAUGUUUUGGCCAUGGUGUUAAGUAUGAAGAAAAGGGCCUUAAUGCAAGAUCCAGAGGUGCAAAAGUUUUUAAAAGAUGUUAUGGAAGUAAUAAAAUCAUAAAUUUGUU